UGAUGAAACGUCCAAGGAACAGUAGCUGGGAAUCGGAGGCAAUGUUCCGCUGAGGCCGGUCGGUUUUCUGUCAGAGCUUCUUUCCUCCCUUUAUAAGUACAGCAGAUAUUCGAUUCUAUUUGAGAUCAGAAGGUGAAGCUUCCUCUCUUGAUUUUCUCUCGGCUUUUCUUGCUUUCAUGUCGGUUUUAUGAACCAACGGAGCCAGAGGCUGUUUCCACUCGUUUGUUGAUAAAGCAUCACUCUGCUGAUAUAAAGCUGGUCCUUGCUAGUUGCUGCGCUUCCCCCUCUUCUUGAUAGACAUUUUAAUGGAUGCUGCCGCUCAAGGUUCUUCUUCUCCACAGACGGCUGGACCAGACGACGAUAUGGAGAACGAGAAUGUUCUUAUGAAGCACGUUUCAUUCUUUGACAACAACAACGAUGGGAUUGUCUAUCCAUGGGAGACCUUCCAGGGAUUUCGAUCCAUUGGCUGUGGUUUGUUGCUGUCUGCUGUCAGCGCCCUCUUCAUAAACACUGCUUUGAGUCGUAAGACCAUUCCUGCGGGAAAGAAGUCUUCACUCCUCUUCCCAAUCUACAUCGAAAAUAUCAACAAAUGUAAGCACGGAAGUGAUUCAGGAGUAUAUGAUUCGGAAGGAAGGUUCGUUCCAGCAAAGUUCGAAGAGAUUUUUAGCAAGUAUGCUGUCACGCACCACGAUGCAUUAACAGGGAAGGAGUUGAGCAACAUGUUGAAGGCAAAUCGAGAAGCUAAAGACUACAGAGGAUGGGUGGCCAGUUGGACGGAGUGGGAGAUCUUAUACUACCUCUGCAAGGACAAGGACAAAUUGCUCCACAAGGAGACUGUCAGGGCUGUUUAUGAUGGCACUCUCUUCCAUCAAAUGGCGAAGAAGAAGCGUUUGUCUACUGGUGAUAACAAAAGGAACUGAACGAAGAUCAAGUUGGGAACUUCAUGGUGGAUAUAUAGAGUGCUAAGCCUUUGCAGUUUCUUCAUUGACAGGCCCUUUGCUUUAAUGCUUGAUAGUUGAUACACAACAAGCCGCUUGAUCAUGUAUUGGUUUAAUUUAACGUCAGUAGAUUAACUGACAAUAAAUUUGUGACGUGGAAAGUAAAUUUUUAUGUGACAUUUAAUGGAGCUGUCCUUUGUUCCUUCUUAAUUUUAUGUAACAAGGAAGUCUGUGCGACAUAGAGAUGGGGGUUGGAUUAAAACCUGAAA
Molecule: messenger RNA, 1207 nt
Organism: Nymphaea colorata (pocket water lily)
Lineage: Eukaryota; Viridiplantae; Streptophyta; Magnoliopsida; Nymphaeales; Nymphaeaceae
Product: probable peroxygenase 4
Exons: 6
Coding region: 306-920 (204 amino acids)
Molecular function (GO): monooxygenase activity; calcium ion binding
Source: RefSeq, a predicted model, not a curated record